UCUCGCGCACCCGCCGAAGUCCGUACCCGAGCAGAGGCGUCAUCGGUCAGCGCUGCGAGUUGGCAGGGGUCUUGUUCUCAGGACUUUCCAUUUUUAAAAUAUCCUCCAACAGUCUCAAGUGUUUUUAAAACGCCAGAAACGACCUGAAAAACAACAAGUGAAUAAGUCUUAAGUUUUUUUUAUUUUUUAUCCUCCUUGUAGUCAACCUGAAUCGGUUUAUGUGAUUUACUGAAUUUGAGCGUCCAUCCCUGGUUGUCACCGCGGUGUGUAUUUAACGCUGCCUGGGCUACUUUUUCAUUUCUUGCGGGGUCCAGUUUGUGUGCGACAGUGGGAGACGGUUUGUUUGGAGGCUUUAAGCAUCAGAAAGGCUGGUAGUCUACAGCAGGAGACAAAAAAAACCUCGACUACUCACAGGAAAACUACUUAAGUUGUCACCAAUGGAGCUCCGACUGACCAAUACUCUGAGGGCUGGCUUCAUCUUAAUCAUCCUCCACUCCACAUUUUCAAGUGAAAAUGACUGGGACUUUUGUGGCACCUGGCGACAUGGCAGUGGUUCCCUGAGCCUGAACAUCAACCUGUCUACAGGCUGUAAUCAGAUCUUAAUAUCAGCCAAUGAGAGCUCUCUGUCCAUCAGUGGACAGAUCACGGCUCAGUGUGCACGGUCUGAGGUGAUUCUCCUCAACCAGUAUGGACUUGAUUCAAGGGGGGAAAGUCACUUCUGUCUGUACUGGGAGCCAUUGCGGGACCAGAUGAAAUUGCAGGUUGGAGGAGAGAACUUUAUUCUAUGCGAGCCCAUUGGCCUGCCAGACUCCUGUUGCUCUGAGCUGUCUAAUGACCAAAACUUCCCAGAAGCAACCUACGGCAUUGUCAAUGGAAUGAUCAAAAGUGAUUUAGUCACCGAUAAAACACUGACAGCCUACGUGUUCAAUGGAACCCACAAAAGCUGCAAAACAUUGUGUCCUAAUACGAGCCAGGAAGACAACAUGUUGAAGAAUACCCCCUGUGCUCGCAGCUCUGAGGUGGAGAUGAAGGAGGAUUUCAGAGGCUACAACAUCACUUCGCCUGUCAUGAAAGAUGCUCCUCCAGAGUCCGUUACCUCUGUCCAUCUGCCCCCUGCUCUAAAACAAGCUGCAAAGAACAAUAAGAAAGUAGUCUGCACCUUCUUCAAAAACAACUCCCUGUUCCAGGAGGGUCACAAAGAGGGCAUCAUUCUCAAUGACGUGGUAGGAAUCACCGUGGAGAACGAGGUCAUCAGAGAUCUGCCUGAGCCAAUCAAGAUCAGUUUCCACCAUGAUGUCAUUCCUAAAACACAUUCAAGGAAAUGUGUCUCAUGGGACACCAGGAAAGAUCCGAUGAAGGUGAAUUGGUUGGUUGACGGGUGUGAGACACAGGGGAAAGGACCAAAACACACCGAGUGCCACUGUGACCACAUGACUUACUUCUCUGUCCUAGUGCAACUGGAGGCUCGACCAGUGCGCCACCUCCUGGCACUGACCACCAUUACAUCUCUGGGUUGCGCCGUGUCAGUGAUCAGCUGUAUCGCUCUCAUCAUCUUCCUCUUCAGGAGGAGCAGGCGAUCUAAUGAGCAGUCCAUACCCAUCCACUUGGGCUUAGCUGUUUCCCUCACCCUCCUCAAUCUGCUCUUCUUCUUCACCGGGAUCCUGGCCAACGUGGGAGGGCAAGGUGUGUGCGUCUGGGUGGGGGCCGCCCUUCACUACGCCCUGCUCAGCUCCUUCGUCUGGAUGGGCAUAGAGGUUUUCCACACCUUCUGGUUGGUCUGCAUGGUUUUCAACCCCUCCCCGAAGCCGUACAUCUGGAACCUGGUCGGCUACAUUCUCCCUGCUGUUCCUAUCAUCAUCCUGGCUGCAGUGGGUGACGUCUAUGGCGUGAGAGAGGUGGUGCCAAGCGAUGACGUAUCCAAUCCUUAUCUGAUGUGCUGGAUGAAAAACAACAAAAAGGCCUGGCUGGCGCAUUAUUUCACCAAUAUGACGGUCCUGGCCAUCCUGGUGAUCUCGGGCAUUGUGAUGCUGGUCCUGGUCUACAGGGAGAUUCACACCAGGAACGAAUGGAAGCAGAACCGUGUCGCAUUUCUCAGUAUCUGGGGCCUCAGCUGCCUCUUCGGGACAACUUGGGGUCUCACCUUCCUGGACUUCACACCUCUCUCUGAUUGCAUUCUCUUCCUCUCCUGCAUCCUCAAUUCAUUUCAAGGCUUCCUCCUGAUGCUGCGCUUCUACAUGCUGGACUGGAUGCGGAAACAGGCUGGCGGCUCUGGCCUUGGCAGUACCAGCACCGGAUCCACCAGACAUCAUAUGCUACAGGAGAAGAGCUAGAUGGAUUAAAAGGAUGUGGCACGUGUCACACAGGUAGACUCAAAGCUUCAGCAGUUAAGGUUUGUCAUGCACCAGCAUUAACAUCAACCAUCAGUUAGUUACCUCUUGGUGCCAUUUGACAAGCGACUUGAUUACUUGAUUCCACUCUGGGUCAGUGGAGAGGAAAUAACACAAACCAUCACUCAGGACUCAUAAUACAAGCCUGGAGCUUGUAUAUGUGUAUAUGUAAAAUACCUAGACUGGGUCUAGUUAAAGAAGGGAAAGAGAUUAGGGAUUAAAGAUUUUAAAAAUGUAAAAUGAAGACAAUAUAAGUCUUCAUUUCCAGACAAAAAAACAUGGGGAAAUUUAAUAAUUGCAGCUUAUUGCACUGUGAUUGCUUUUGUAUCAGCUGUAAAGAAAAAAAUAUAUAUUAUUAUCGAAUUGCUGUCAUUUUUUGAACCGUAGAUAAGCUUUUUAAUUUUGUACUUUGUUUUGUAGCUAUUUUUAAAGGACCAGUCUGUAAGAUUUAGUGGCAUCUAGCAGAACUGACUUGGCAGAAAUGGAAUAUAAUAU
Molecule: messenger RNA, 2882 nt
Organism: Thunnus maccoyii (southern bluefin tuna)
Lineage: Eukaryota; Metazoa; Chordata; Actinopteri; Scombriformes; Scombridae
Gene: adgrg1
Product: adhesion G protein-coupled receptor G1
Exons: 15
Coding region: 438-2330 (630 amino acids)
Biological process (GO): cell surface receptor signaling pathway; adenylate cyclase-activating G protein-coupled receptor signaling pathway
Cellular component (GO): membrane
Molecular function (GO): G protein-coupled receptor activity
Source: RefSeq, a predicted model, not a curated record